ACGCCGAGGAGCGACUAGAGAGAAGGGCUAUUUUGCAAAAAGGGGAAAAUAGUUAGGGUGUGAGAGGAAAAAAAACAGCGAAGAGGGAGCUCGGGAUCGAAACCCUAGGCGCGGUCGUCGGCGGCGCCGGAGUCCGUACAUCGGGAGCCUGCCUCAUGUCUGAGAGCGAGAUCCGGUGAGAGGGCGCCCUCUGCACCAUCAACAGCGAGGAGUCCAGCAUCGGUCUCAGGAACCAACGUUCGCUCAUUUGGAACUGAAGGUCGUAAGAAGGAUGGCCAACAGAUUCCUCUCAGUGGCAAGAUAUAUGAGAACAUACUCUUUCGAGGAAGUGAUUUAAAGGUGAACACUACCAGCAUGAUGACUCAGACCCUGCAAGGGAAAGUUAUGGCCUCCAAUAUGCCGGGCAGCUUUUCUAUUCGGCAACAGAUGUCACCGAGUGAUUUUGAAAUGCUUCAGCCGGAUAACAUGGAUCAGUCUACCUCUCCGAUUCGCAGCAUUAUCAUUCAAAAAAUUGCAACUAGCCUGAAAAAGAGGGAACAAUUUGCUAAAGUCAGUCCAGAUUACCUUCUGAAAGUUUCAAGAAAUAUUGACGAAGUACUCUACAGAAGUGCUCCAAAGGUUAAUUACAUGGAUCUCAACACUCUAGAAGUUAGGGUGAAUUCUUUGCUCAGUUCUGUAUCGAAUAGAAACCGCAGAGGUUCGGGGAUAUCUUCAGCAGCUUCAUCGACAAAGAAUUUACAGCAGCUGCCUGGAAUACAGAUGGCAGACUCUAGUGUAUAUCAUGAUAUAGUUGCCCCUGCAUUUGCUAAUUUGCCUGCAUGUGCAAGAGAUGUGCCUACACAUACUAUAUUUACUUCUCAGAGAUAUGUACCACAUAAUUGCAAUGUGGCAGCUGCUAAUUUUCCUCAGCUUGAAAGCUUUAGGAGCACCAUAGUUGCUCCAUGUGUGCCAGCACUUCCAAAAUGUAGUUCAGGCCUUGGUGAGAUUGCCAGUGCUGGAUUGCCAAAUGGCCAUGUAAAGGACCAUUGUCCAGGUGAUGCUCAUCCUGAUGAUAGUCCAAUAUCAUCUAUGUCUGGGAGUUCCAGCCCUUUAUCAGCCGUGUUUGAUCCAACCACAAGUUCCAGUGCAAUGAUAAGACCGUCAGUUGACUCUGUCUCUAAAUCAACCGGACAAAAACUUUCUGCAGGUUCUGAUGUAUAUUCCACCAAUGAAGGACAAUCAUUUCAACAAUACAGAGAAUAUGAGAAAGAGUUAGAUGGUGCAUGGAGCCUGCCAGUAGAGCAGUCAAUCCCAUCAAAUAACACAACCGAAAGACAUGAAAUAUAUCUCAAAGAAGAAUGCCAUCUUGACAGAUGCAUGGAAAUGGAAGAAAAAUAUUGGCGCGCGUCGGACUGUGAGGAUUUGUGCAGGGACAAAUACUCAAAUUUAAGCAGCCCCUGUGCCCAGCACCAGUGUUUCAUGACAGAAUGUGAUCCUUGUGACCCUGAGAGAGAAAGAGUUGAGAGAUCUGAGCAGACAUCAAAUAGCACAAUAUCAAAGCCAACUUCUACUGUUUCAGAUGAAUCUUAUGGCAAGCGUCCAGCAAAACGCCUGAAGGCUGAUGUCCCCAGUCUUGCCAAUGAGAAUCAAGCAGAGACCGCAAAGGAGCAAAAGCCUGUUGUGAAGGAGAAUCAUGGAUGUGGUGAAACAGUACAAUCAGAAAUCACUGAAUUACCAAACAAGUCACCUCACAGUUCCUUGGGUGACAUUAAUACCGACACUGAUAAUACGCUAGAGCAGGUUAGUGAAGAUGUACAUAACAUGGAGAUUGUUGCAGAAGAAGGAUUGUACUGUGUAAAGGGUGACAUUGAGAUGAAAGAAUCUAAGACUGUUGCAUUGGAUCAGACAGUGAGUGGGGUCAAUGUAACUUCGAGGAGAAAACGAGGGGCUUCUAUACUUUAUGCAUUAACUGCUGAGGAGCUUAGAGAUCACAUGAGUAGUCUAAUAAACCAGCAUACUUGUCUGAGCAAGGUGACAUCUCAAGAAAUCCAAGUAAUUGAAGGCUUGCCUGAUCAGAAUACAUGCAGUUUGUGUGGGAUGGAGAGGCUUCUUUUUGAACCACCUCCAAGAUUUUGCGCUCUCUGUUUCAAAAUAAUAAAUUCUACAGGGUGCUAUUAUGCUGAAGUUGAAAAUGAAAAGGAUAAAACUUCUAUUUGUAGCAAAUGCCACCAUCUAAGCAGUUCCAGAGCUAAAUAUGUGAAGAAAUACAAUUAUGCUGAAACAGAUGCUGAGGCUGAAUGGUGGGUCCAGUGUGACAAGUGCAAAGCUUGGCAGCAUGAAAUCUGUGCUCUUUUUAACAGAAAAUGUGAAGGGGCGAAGGAUGAAUAUACUUGUGCAAAAUGUUUUUUGAAGGAAAAAGAUAGUGGAGACAUUCAUGCACUGGAGUCAUCUACUGUUCUCGGAGCACGGGAGUUACCAAGGACUAAACUAAGUGAUCAUAUUGAGCAAAGGCUUUCUGAGAGACUUGAGCAGGACAGGCAACAGAGGGCAAGGGCCUCAGGAAAAGGUGCUGAAGAGGUACCACGAGUUGAAGGUCUUACAGUUAGAGUAGUAUCUUCAGCUGACAGAGUACUGCAAGUCCAACCACGUUUUCAUGAAUUUUUUAAACAAGAAGAGUAUCCUGGGGAAUUUCCAUACAAAUCAAAGGCAAUUCUCUUGUUUCAAAAGAUUGAAGGUGUGGAUGUUUGCCUGUUCGCCAUGUAUGUACAGGAGUACGGUUCAGAUUGCCCAUCACCAAAUCAAAGGCAUGUUUAUCUUGCAUAUAUUGAUUCUGUCAAGUACUUCAGGCCUGAAAUCAAAUCUGCAAGUGGGGAAGCUCUCCGUACCUUUGUGUAUCAUGAAAUUUUGAUUGGUUAUCUGGACUACUGUAAGAAACGAGGAUUCGUAAGUUGUUCCAUAUGGACUUGCCCAUCUACGAAGCGUGAUGAUUAUGUUUUAUAUUGUCAUCCAACAGUACAAAAGAUGCCCAAGUCGGACAAGCUUCGAAGCUGGUAUCAAAACUUGAUCAAGAAGGCUGUUAAGGAGGGUGUAGUUGUGGAGCGCAAUACACUCUCUGACUUUUUCCUUCAGCCUACCAAUGAAUGCAAGGCCAAUAUCUCAGCAGCAUGCUUGCCAUACUGUGAGAAUGACUUCUGGCCUGGAGAAGCAGAGAGGCUCCUUGAGAAGAAAAAUGAUAAAACCUCACAGAAGAAAGAGACACAAGUAGGAAGGCUCUUACGUGUUGCCAAACGUGACGAAAGAAAAGGAAACCUUGAGGAUAUAUUACUUGUGCACAAGCUUGGAGAAAGGAUGCGCACCAUGAAAGAAGACUUCAUUAUGCUUUGUCUGCAGCAGUUUUGCAAACACUGUCACCAACCUAUUGUAUCUGGCAGAAGUUGGGUUUGCACCAGCUGUAAAAAUUUCCAUCUUUGUGACAAGUGUCAUGCAGAGGAGCAGAAUACAGCACAGAAGGACAGGCAUCCAGCCACAACAAAACAGAAGCAUGCGUUUCAAAGGAUAGAGGUAGAACCUCUUCCGGAGACUGACGAUGGAGAUCCAACAAUGGAAAGCAAGUAUUUUGACAGCAGAAUAGAUUUCUUGAAGCACUGUCAAGAUAAUCAAUUCCAAUUUGAUACCCUCCGGCGGGCAAAACAUUCUACAAUGAUGAUUCUUUAUUAUCUACAUAAUUCAACUUGUUCUGCUUGCCAUCGUGCUGUGGAUCAAUGCUUGGUGUGGCGGUGCCUAGAGUGCCUAGGCUGCACCUUUUGUGAUCCAUGCUACAAACAAAAUGGUGAAAAUUUGCAUAUUCAUGAAUUAAGACAGAUUGACACUAGCAAAACAAUGCAGAAGAAUACUAUACAGCAGGACUACAUCAAAUGCCUCGUGCAUGCAUCGAGAUGCUUCGAUCCUUGUAACUGCACUCUUCAAGUUUGUUUAACCUUGAAGAAAUUGUUCUUCCAUGGUGUACGAUGUGAUAUCCGCGCCCGCAAUCAGGGAGGUUGCAAUAAGUGUGUCUUCAUGUGGAAACUUCUGCUAUACCACUCAAAACAUUGCAAUGACGAAGACUGUAAGGUUCCCAGAUGCAGGGAUAUAAAAGCAUAUGUGGCUGAGAAGGUGAAGCUUGCUGGUCCUGUGUUGUAGCAGGCCAGUGGAUCAGAAGCCGGCUUCUUGUAUACACUGUAUUGGAUGUUUUCCCCUCCUUAACCAGUAAAAUUUUGUUGAUGAAAGUGCAAUAAACUGCGGUUGGCCAUCGCUGAUGGAUGGAACUGCGAGGUAAAUAAAGUGGUGACCUUGUGCUGCUGGUGAGGCGGCUUUAUCGGAAUUAUUUGUUCCGCUGGUUUUCCUGGCAUUGGCAGAAGAAAGACAAGGCCAGUAUGCUGAACUUCUACAAUUGUCGCGGCCUAUGAGCAUGGCCUGAUGUAUGACUAAUUACUGUCAUUGAGGGAAUUACCGACGGGAGCUCACAUAGGCAACCUGACAUUUGUUUUAGUGUCCAUACAUAUAAUGUACAUAUAGUCAGUCUGUCCCCUUGCAACUCAACAACUCAUAGGUGGAUCAACAUGAUAGAUGGUUCCGUUUUCUUCAUUGCCUUUCAGUUUUGUUCCAGAUUGUAUUGAACAAGGCCACAUGUUUGUUCGGUGUUGCUGUGCUGUGGCGACCAAUCCAAAUUCAUUGAAUGAAUGAAUGUGCAUAUUUACAUCUCA
Panicum hallii is the source of this 4721-nucleotide messenger RNA. RefSeq names its product probable histone acetyltransferase HAC-like 3. The record is from RefSeq and is a predicted model, not a curated record. The transcript is spliced from 18 exons. Gene Ontology annotation, cellular component: histone acetyltransferase complex; transcription regulator complex. Lineage: Eukaryota; Viridiplantae; Streptophyta; Magnoliopsida; Poales; Poaceae. Bases 355 to 4158 code for a protein of 1267 amino acids. Gene Ontology annotation, molecular function: chromatin DNA binding; zinc ion binding; histone acetyltransferase activity. Gene Ontology annotation, biological process: positive regulation of transcription by RNA polymerase II.